This is a messenger RNA of Rotaria sp. Silwood2, 471 nucleotides long. NCBI's taxonomy places the organism in Eukaryota, Metazoa, Rotifera, Eurotatoria, Philodinida, Philodinidae. The record is from the annotation of a GenBank genome assembly.
AUGCCAAUAUUAAAUAGUGAUUUACGAAAAGAAUUUCUUACAUAUUUAAAUCAACCUGAAUCAUGUGAAUUAUUUUACAUGUAUAUGAAAUCAGAACAAUUAGAAUAUGUACUUGAAUUUUAUUUAGCAUGUGAUGGUUUAAAAAAUUUAAUAAAUGAUAAAAAAACUCAAUCAUCUAUUAUUACACUUAUUUAUAAAUAUUAUUUAUCAAAUAGAAAAUCUUUAUCAUCAUCAAAAAUAUUUUCUCUACCAGAUUAUUUACUUUCAUCUAUAAAACAACGUUUAAUUAAACAUGAAUAUCAUGUUAGAUUUUAUGAACAAGCACAAGAAUAUGUUCUUAAAUAUAUGUUACAAAUGUGUUAUCCAAAAUUUUUUAUUGAACAACAAAAUUUACCUCAAACAAAACGACAAGCUUUAACUAUAUCAACAUUUAGUCCAAUGUAUAAACGUUUACGAUCUUUUACUUUUUAG